AUGGACAUCGUGGCCAUGGCGGGCGAUUUGACGCUCCUGCGUUGGCUGCACAAGGCCGGCACCAUCUGCACCACCGACGCGAUGGACGGUGCAGCCAUGAACGGGCACUUGAACGUCGUCGUCUUUCUACAUGAAGCGAGAUCCGAAGGCAUCGCUGGCAGCGAUGGUCAUGCUGACAUUGGUCGCUUUCGUCUCCCGCAUCAAUCGGAAGGG
Messenger RNA from Saprolegnia parasitica CBS 223.65, 213 nucleotides. RefSeq lists its product as hypothetical. The record is from RefSeq and is a predicted model, not a curated record. Lineage: Eukaryota; Oomycota; Saprolegniomycetes; Saprolegniales; Saprolegniaceae. The transcript has a single exon. The annotation marks the transcript as partial.